Molecule: messenger RNA, 630 nt
Organism: Fraxinus pennsylvanica
Lineage: Eukaryota; Viridiplantae; Streptophyta; Magnoliopsida; Lamiales; Oleaceae
Source: the annotation of a GenBank genome assembly
AUGGAGCUGAAAAACAGCUUGAAAAUUUUGAUUGAGACGACAUGGGAUUUGCAUGUUAGGAUAAAUGAGAAAAUCAAUAGUAUUAAUGGCUUCAAAUUUUGCAGACAUUGCUCAGAUGUUCAUGGCCAUUACUGUGUGAUUGCAGAUGACACAGUGGAAGACGGGGAGAAAAUGAUUGCCAUCAGGGAUUCACUUCAAGAUCUUUACAACAUUCUUAUUUACUUGCAGCGAAUGGAGUCUUGCCAAAAGACACAUAGAGAUGCAGCUCUAGCCAGUUUGGAAGAAAGUAGACAGCUUCUGAUUGAAAGAGUAAAUCUAUGCAAGAAAAAAGCUAGUUAUAAACUUGAUGUUCUUGAAGAACUAACAGCAUUUUUUGGCAAUGGAAAAACUGAAUUCACUUGGAAUUUCAAAGAGAAAAAGAUUGAACAACACAAGAUUAUGAAGAAGGUUUCCAGUUUUCUUGUUAAUACUACAAGAAUUGGCAUAGAAUUGGUUGUGGUAUUUGCUUGUAUUUCCUCGUCAGUUAAAUUUUACAAGAAAAGGCAACAAAUUUAUGAGUCCAGAAGAAAAAUUGUUGCACCUGUGGAUCCAAGAGAAUUCCAUUUGGAUGUAUCAUAUGGGAAGGGGUGA